CCUUUCGGUAUGACCGGAAGUGUUCUGAACCAGGCAGUGAGGCUCAGUCACCGUGAGACAUGUUGUCCGUGCUGACAAACAACACAUCGUGCUUGUUUCGUAAGAAGCAUGCAUUUCUUCAGUUCGGAAGGGCGAUAUCCUAUCGGUUCCAAGACAUUUCACUAAAUUGUCGGAAGUCACCUUCUCAAGGCAAUAUGGAGUCCAGAGGUAUUGCAAACAGGACCAAAUUAUUGCAAAAUCACACUUGGAGGAUUCUCAAAGUGCCAGCAAGAAACUUUCUAAAGUAUGAACCAGAGCAAAGGCCUUUUCUUAAAUCAAACCCUGAAAAAGAUGGUUUAUCGAAGAGCAAAUAUGAACUAAUUUAUUUGAAUGAUUCUUACUUGGUGUAUAAACGGGCUGGAGAUUUGUUGCUGUUGGUUUCAUUAAUGUUAAUACCUGGAUUGUGCUACAGUUUUUAUACAGACACUGAGAGGAAGGAUGUGGACUUUCGCAAACCAAUGGAAUUACCUUUAAAGUAUCAAAGCGUGUUUGGUGGAGUAGUGUUUAUAUCUUUUGUGUUGGGGUGUUUUACAACAAUUCGUAGAAGUCCAUAUCGUAUAUACAAACUACGGAGUAGCCGUGGUCUUAAUUCAGAGUACGUUGCUAUCUUGCCAGACAGGAUAAUUUCUACUAAGCAGCUACCCUUCAGUUUACUGGAAUAUAAGGAACUACCGAAACCUCAUGGAUUAAUGCGCAGCAUGUUGCUUGGGAAUACUUACAUCAAAAACAAGGGUUGUGUGGUAAUUGAAAGUUCUUUUGUAUCUCCACACUUUCAUAAUGAAUUGAAUGGUUACAUUGGCUGAUUUAAAUAUCCUUGCUGAAUAUAUGAAAAAUGUGGGUGCCAUGAAUCACAAAAAAUGUUUUGAUAGACAUUUACAUGGCUCCAUACAUUCAUAAUAAAUCUAUUUUUAAUACCAUAUUAAUAAAUUGUAUUGUGUGUU
Pecten maximus is the source of this 980-nucleotide messenger RNA. RefSeq lists its product as uncharacterized. Bases 60 to 842 code for a protein of 260 amino acids. The record is from RefSeq and is a predicted model, not a curated record. NCBI's taxonomy places the organism in Eukaryota, Metazoa, Mollusca, Bivalvia, Pectinida, Pectinidae. The transcript is spliced from 2 exons.